AUGAAGAUGGACUGUGCCUGCUCUAAGCCAGACCUCAGGGGACAAAGGGAGGUGCUAACACUGGGGCCUGUGGUCCAUGGCAUAGUCACCUAUACUCAGGCCUGCCUGAGUGUCCUGGUGACAGCUCCUGGACAGCUGCCCACCCUGGAGCUCUUGGGAGAGAAUGCGGUACAGUGGGGACCAGAGAAGCCUGACGUGUCAAGAAGGUGCAGCAGAGGCAGCGAGGGGCUCAGGGGCGACCUUGGCCUGGGGACCGAGGUGCGGGGGCGGGGGCGGCGGCGUCCCGCACUGUCUCACCGCAGGACCGACCUCGGCCUUAUCGGCUCGGGCAGCUUCCGUCCCCGGCCCCGCCUCCGGGGCGCAGGACCCCAGGGCCCAGGGGAGCCAGGGCCACGGCUGCUGCCCAGCCGAGCGCAGCCGAGCCGGCCCCCAGGGAAGCGGCAGUCCGACUCGCAAACCCACCAGCCGCGCGGAAAGCGGACCCCAGCGCGGCUGCCACCCUCGCCCCUGACCCGCCUGGCUGAGAGCGAUGCCCGUGGCCCCGCGGUCCGGCCUGGGCGGAAGUGCGCUGUCCGCGCGAGUCCCCCAUGGCUGCGAGGCGGAAGUGCCUCCCGCCACCGUGCCGUCUGGCCCCGCGGACCCAGGCGCGUCGGGUUCCGGAGGGCCCCAUGUGACGUGGCCACGCGCCGGGGGCGGCUCCGGGCCGGGGGCCGGCGGCCGGGCGGGGCGCGGGCGGGGCGCGGCACUGCAGCUGGAUGGCCGGGUCCGCCCGGAGCGCCGCAGCUGCCGUCGCCGCCGCCGCUGCACGCACGUGGCGUGCCUGGAUGUCCCUGCCCCGGCUGCGGCAUGGCGGGCCAACGGCUCCUCGUCCUCACUGCCCUUGCCCUGGAGCUCCUGGGAAGGGCUGGGAGUUCCCAGCCAGCCCUCUGGAGCCGGGGGGCUGCAGCAGCCUGUCGCCUGGACAACAAGGAAUGCGAGUCCUGGGGGGCCCUGCUGAGUGGGGAGAGGCUGGACACUUGGAUCUGCUCCCUACUGGGCUCUCUCAUGGUGGGGCUCAGUGGGGUCUUCCCAUUGCUUGUCAUUCCCCUGGAGAUGGGGGCCAUGCUGCGCUCAGAAGCUGGGGCCCGGCGCCUGAAGCAGCUGCUCAGCUUUGCCUUGGGGGGACUCUUGGGCAAUGUGUUUCUGCACUUGCUGCCUGAGGCAUGGGCCUACACCUGCAGCAUCAACCCUGGUGGUGAGAGGCAGAGCCUGCAGCAGCAACAGCAACUGGGGCUGUGGGUCAUUGCUGGCUUCCUGACCUUCCUGGCAUUGGAGAAGAUGUUCUUGAACAGCAAGGAGGAGGGGAUUGGCCAGGCCCCCAGCAAAGACCCCACUGCUGCCGCGCUCAAUGGAGGCCACUGUCUGGCCCAGCCGGCUGCAGAGCCCGGCCUGAGAGCCGUGGUCCGGAACCUCAAAGUCAGUGGCUAUCUCAACCUACUGGCUAAUACCAUAGACAACUUCACUCAUGGGUUAGCUGUGGCUGCCAGCUUCCUUGUGAGCAAGAAGAUUGGGCUCCUGACGACCAUGGCCAUCCUCCUGCAUGAGAUCCCGCAUGAGGUGGGCGACUUUGCUAUCCUGCUCCGGGCUGGCUUUGAUCGAUGGAGUGCAGCCAAGCUGCAGCUCUCAACAGCACUGGGGGGCCUACUGGGCGCCUGCUUCGCCAUCUGUACGCAGUCCCCCAAGGGAGUAGAGGAGACAGUGGCCUGGAUCCUGCCCUUCACUUCUGGCGGCUUUCUCUAUAUUGCCCUGGUGAAUGUGCUGCCUGACCUCCUGGAGGAAGAUGACCCCUGGCACUCCCUGCAGCAGGUGCUGCUGCUCUGCUCCGGCAUCCUGGUGAUGGUGUUGCUCUCAUUCUUCGUGGAGUAGCCAUCGUCUACAUUCCACUCUGCACAGCAAUAAGAGACUCAGAUUUGCUCUGUGACUGUGUGUGUGUGUGUGUGUGUGUAUGUGACAGAAGAUGAGGGCUGAGACAAGGGUGUAUGUGUCGUGCUUGUGUAGUCAGUUGUGUGUAUAAAGACCGACACUGUGACCCAUGUGCAGGGCCAUGGCUCAGCACAGCACCUGCCCCAGGCUCCUCCCCACCAGACCAUCACCUUAUACCAGCCAGAGUGAACAGCAAGGAACAGCAGAGUCUGCUCUCAGCACAGGUCUUGCCUGCCAGGGCCCCAAAAGGAGCAAAGCAGCCCAAGAAGCUCAGGGUUACAGGGAACCCAGAAGCCGUCCCCUCCUGCCAGGGCCCCCUGGACCUCUGGCCUGAGGGAGCAAACCCUCUGCUUCCAUACCCAAGCCACAGACGGCCUAGGUUCUCCCUGCUGUGUCCAUCUUCCUGGCACUUCCUUUACCACCUCUAUAGCCAAAGAAAGAGGAGGCAGUGCCCCACUGAGCACCGAUGGGCCUACAUCUCCCAGCACUGAGCAGAGAUGCUGUAAGGCCUUUUUCUCAGGGCUGCCUGCCCAGGCUAGCUCCUGUUCUCCUGGCGAAUGCUCCCUGGCAGCGCCAGCAGCUCUUGCCACCUCCAGCUGCCAAACGGCAGCCUUGCAGGGCAACAGGCAGCCCCAAGUCAGAGAAGCCUCCUAGGCCAGCUCAGGGAUGUUCUUGCCAGCACAGGGUCCAGUAGACAUGCCUGGGGCAGGGAGUGAGCACCACAGCUGCCCUUCCCUGCUUAGGCCCCUUGUCCUUUGAGAUUAGGGGAAGGUGGGGUGGAGAGGGCUCCGCAUUGUCAGCGCUCAGGAAUGUGGUCUGGGAGAAUGCUGAAGCCAUAAUCCCCAGCUAUUUCCCUUGGCUGACGCCCAGGUACUCAGCUGGUUGGCUGGGCUCCAGCCCUGCUCAACCAUGGGUGUUUAGAGAAGUGGCUGAGUCUAAAUGGUUCUACAGCAGUUUUGCUGUGGCCCAUCUGAAUCUGUAAAUACCUGUUCUAUAGAUGACAUAUGAAUAAAUAUUAUCCAGACUGCCUGCCUGUUCUGCACACUAUAGGGUCCAUGGCCUAGGAGACCAUGUCAUCUCUGUUACCCCGAGAUGUGCCUCUAAAUAUUUCACCUUUUCCUGCCUUGUUCUCGUUAGCCUUUUAUCCCAAUAAUGAUUGAGUACUGAUAUGAGCCUAACACUGGACUAUCUUUAACCUCUCACCAUCCUCAAGAUGUCUUUAUUUGAUGGACCUACAAACCAGGGCUAUCCCCUGCCUCCUCCAAAUCCUUACCCCCUACACACUUAGUAAUUUCAUCAAGGAAGGGAGCUCCAUCCACAAAGUCAUCUCCAGGUGUGACCUCAUGAAAUUAUCAUUUAAGAGAGAGAAAGAAACAAAGGAGAGAAGGGAGGGUAAGGCAAGGGAAAAAAAUCAGAGGACUUAUUUAAACCAUGUCCUCUUCCUUUCUCUAAGUGCAUUGAGUAAAGUAUCGUCAGGCACUGGAAGGGGCACUUCUUCCCCAUGGUGCCAUCAGCUGACAGCAGGAGUCAGAAGUCUUGUCCAUCUCUUUCCUCUCCAAGUCAACCAGCACAGCCUGUACCAGCUGCUGGCUGGGACCAGAUGUCUGCAUUGUCAUGGAGUCUAGGUGAGUGGGAAACCAAAUUAGCUACCUCCCUAGCUGGGAAUGCAUGGCUCUCAGUAUUUCUAUCAGCAAAACAUUUAAAAGGGACACAAUGUCUACUCCAUCUAAUUGUGACAAAUUCAAAAAUGUUAUUAGUCUGGGCCUCAAAGAUCCAAGGAACAAGCCCACAGAUGUCUCUACCACUUUUCACCUUCACCUUAGCAGGUACUCAGGGGAGCCCUGCAGGAUAACUGACAGGCACAUACAAUCAUCCACUAUUACCUUCAGUCCACUGAGGAAGCUGGAGAGGGGGAACCCAUUUCACAGAUAAGGAAGCCAAGAAAGGGUAAAAGUGUGGCCUGGGGAUAAGGUUGUAUAGCCAAGAGGUCCAGCUGGAAGGAAGUAGGGACUGCCAAGUCCAGGGCAGGGGACAGAACCAGAAGCACUUUGGAGGAUGGGCUGCAGGGCUCCUGGAACAGGGGUAUUUUAGAGCAGAGAACAAUGUCCAGAGCAUUUGGGGAGAGUAAGACUAGAAGGAGGAAGUCAGAGCUGGGAAGGAUAGCCCUCUGGGAGAUGGGACAGUCAAUAGCUCACUGUUGGAGAGGGGAGAGGAGGAACAGGAGAUGGCUAAAGGCUUUUACCUCUUUUGAAAAAAGAAAAUUGGGUUCUGAAGGGCUAUUAAACUUUGAAAGGCCACUUGGGGCCACCAGAGACACCAUUAAGAUAGUUCAAUGGGAAGUCAGACAGGCCGCAUUCCCAGUCCUGGGUUUGAAUACCAGCUGCGACACCUGAAACGUUAACUGGAUAACCUUGUCCCAGUUGCUUAACUGCGUCUAUAAAAUGGGGUGCCCUAGUGGUGAUUAUUCUGAUAACUAGAUAAAAUUAUGCGUUAAGACCUACACAAGCUGGGUGAUGGUGGCUAUAACCUUAGCUACUCAGGAGGAUCAAAGUUCAAAGCCAGCCCCAGGCAAAUAGUUUCCGAGACUCUACCCUGAAAAACUCAUCACAAAAAAGG
Molecule: messenger RNA, 4578 nt
Organism: Castor canadensis (American beaver)
Lineage: Eukaryota; Metazoa; Chordata; Mammalia; Rodentia; Castoridae
Gene: Slc39a13
Product: solute carrier family 39 member 13
Biological process (GO): intracellular zinc ion homeostasis; zinc ion transmembrane transport
Cellular component (GO): membrane
Molecular function (GO): zinc ion transmembrane transporter activity
Source: RefSeq, a predicted model, not a curated record